UUGCACAGGUUUGAAGAUGCUACGAUCGAUGCAGUGAAGUUGUCAUCGCAAUCAGAUGGUAGUGGUAGUGACGAUAGUUCAGGAGGACCCGUGUAUAGAAAAAACAAAAACAGAGCAUUCAACAUAUUUGCUGAACUUGAUGAUGACGAGGGCAGUAGAGAUGAAAGCGACAAUGAAAAUACGGAUAAAACUGUUGUUGUCGAAAGAAAGCCAGAACAAGGAAAGCAGAAAAACAAAAAUAAAGCUCAUGAGGUGAAGGGAACUUCGAAAGAAAAAGUACCGAUAAAAAGCAAGGAUGAAGGUAAAGGAAAAGGAAAAAAAGGCCAAAAGGUUCUGAAAGAAUACGAAGAUAUAGAUGCUUUGAUUGCUGAUAUUGAAAAACCUAAGGAAAAAGUAACUAAAGGAAAAAAAAAAGCAACUAAUAUUAUUGCACCCUCUGUGGGAGAAAGUCAAACUUCUGACGAUCCUAAACAGUCUUUUAUGGGCGAUAAAAAUUUAGUUGACAAUGUGGCUAAAACUAAAGAAGCAACUGCUAUGGUGUCAGAAACUGUCGCAGUACCUGAAACCGCAAUAUCUGAAGCUGUUGUAUCGGAAGCUGCUGCACCUGCUACUCAAGAUGUUCUGCAAAAAAAAAAGGAUAAACGGAAAAAGAAGAAAGCUGCGGCAGAAAAGGAAAAAGUUGCAGAGCCUGAUUCAGUUCCUGAAGAAAAUGCUGCCGCAUCAGAAAAUAAAUUGAGUAACAAAGAUGACGAUGAAGAAGUGGUAGAAAAGAAAAAAAAGAAAAAAGGUGAUGCAAAAAAAGAAGGAGACAAAAAGGAAACUAAAAGGAAGAAGCAUGUAUGUUGUGUGUCUUUGAUUCUGUGCUGCAAAUCAAGUUUUCAGGUUGAUUUGAUAAAAGAAAUACUGCGCAAGAGGCAGGAAGAAGAAGAAAGGAUAUUGAGGGAGCAAAAAGAAGAAGAAGAAAGAUUGCUUGCAAUACAAAAAGCAAAAGAAGAAGAAGAACGACUUGCUAAGGAGAAAAAAGAACGUGAGAAACAGAAGAAAAAAGAACGUGAUGAAAGGCUAAAAGCAGAAGGAAAGUAUAUGACUCCUGCACAAAAAGAAAAACUGAGGAGGCAGCAGGCUUUAUUAUCUAAUGCAAAUAUUAUACUUCCAAGUGCGUUAAGACGAGAAGGUGAAGAGGAAAUACCAACAAAACGUCCUGUAUACAGCAAAAGAAAACAAAAGAAAGGACCCAAGCAAGAAGAUAAAGUAUUUGUUGCUGAAAGCGUUGAUGCAUUAUCUCAGGAAUUUCCACUAGAGGAACAUCCUAAGGUCGUGAAACAAGAGGACCAAGAAAUACUUGACUCAUGGGAUGCAAUAAAUGAUGUUGUUGAUGAUUGGGAAAACAUACAUAUGGAAGAGGAGGAAAAACAUGAACCAAUACCAACCUCUGUAAAUUCGGCAGUGCAGGAAAUUGUUACUAAAGAUAAGGUUAAGGUGUUUGAGAUAGUCCCAGCUCAGUCAGCAAUAUUGAAAACAGACCAGAUUAUUGAUGCGGAAGAAGAAUCUUCCUCAUCAGAGGAAUCUGAUGAGGAAGAAGAGGAAAGCAGUGAUGAGGAAGAAGAAAAUCAUGAAAGUAAAGAGCAGCUGAGAGAAAGAGUUUACGCACGUCUUAAGAAACGUCGUGAAGAAGCUGAAAGCAAGCGUUCGUUAGACAAUCUGCGAUCGCCUGUCAUUUGUGUAUUGGGACAUGUCGAUACAGGCAAAACGAAAAUGUUAGAUACGAUACGGCGUACUAAUAUACAAGAAGGAGAAGCUGGAGGGAUUACACAGCAAAUUGGUGCUACACAAGUUCCAGCUGCUGCAAUCAUUGAACGUACAAGAAUGGUGAAAGAUUUUAAUGGAAACGAAAUAAAAAUUCCUGGCUUUUUGAUUAUUGACACGCCUGGUCAUGAAAGCUUCUCGAAUUUGCGAUCUAGAGGUUCUUCUUUAUGUGACUAUGCGAUAUUGGUCGUUGAUAUAAUGCAUGGACUUGAACAACAAACUUUAGAAUCACUAAAGUUGUUAAGGAAAAAAGGAACGCCAUUUGUAAUCGCAUUGAAUAAAAUUGAUCGUUUGUAUGAAUAUGCUUCCAAUCCGCGAAAAGAUGUUUAUCAGCAUUUGAAGUCACAACCAAUCAACACUCAAUUGCAGUUCAAAGAACUUAAAGACAAAAUUGUCGUGCAGUUUGCUGAGCAAGGAAUAAAUGUUAGUCUAGCAAACGAGAAUCCAGAUCCAAACGAAUAUAUUAGUAUUGUUCCAACAUCCGCAUUUCUUGGUGACGGUGUUGGUAAUUUGAUGGCUCACAUUGUUUAUGAAUGUCAGAACAGGCUUGCUGAAAAGCUGGCGUAUUGCGAAGAACUUGAUUGUACUGUAAUGGAGGUCAAAUCUCUUCCGGGAUUAGGGACUACAAUAGAUGUUAUAUUAGUUAAUGGUUCGUUGAAAGUUGGUGAUAUAAUUGUCUUAACGAGUACCGAUGGUGUCAUCAUCACACAGAUUCGCGAACUUUUAAUGCCUCAGCCUUUGAAAGAGUUGCGAGUCAAAAAUGCUUAUGAACAUUACCAAAUGAUAAAAGGUGCACAAGGAGUUAAAAUACUAGCUAAGAAUUUGGAAAAAGCACUUGCUGGUUUGUCGUUAUUUGUUGCAAAUAGAGAAGACGAGCUGCUUGUACUCAAGUAUGUUACUAAUCAAUUUAGAGAGGAAUGUGAGGCUCAGUUGUCUAAAGCUCUUAUGGCCAUUAAAAAAAAACCGGAGGGCGUCUAUGUUCAAUCCAGUACUCUGGGAUCACUGGAGGCUUUACUGGAAUUUUUGAGGGCUCAGAAAAUACCAUAUUCGAAUUUCAAUAUUGGACCAGUUCACAAAAAGGAUGUGCAGAAAGCAGCAGUAAUGUUGGAAAGGAAGGAAGAAUAUGCUUGCAUACUCGCAUUUGAUGUUCGGGUUGAUCGUGAGGUAGAGCAGUUUGCUGCCAAUGAAGGUGUCCGUAUUUUUUCGGCUGAUAUCAUAUAUCAUCUGGAAGACAGUUUUUUAAAGUACAGGGAAGAGUUGAGAAUGAAACGUCGGAGAGAUAAUGAACAUUUGGCCAUUUUCCCGUGUAAAUUAAGAAUUCUUCCACAGCAUAUAUUUAAUGCCCGUAAUCCUAUUGUUAUUGGUGUGUCUAUUGAAGCUGGACAGUUAAAGCGAGGUGUUCCAUUGUGCGUCCCAUCUAAAGAUUCGAUAAUUCUUGGCAAUGUCUCAAGUAUUGAAAGGAACCAUGAACAAGUUGAGAUAGCCCGAACUGGUGAAGAAGUGUGCAUAAAAAUAGAAAACACAACCGGUGAAGCACCAAAACUUUAUGGAAGACAUUUUACUCAUGAAGACACGUUAGUGAGUCGAUUAUCGCGUGAAUCGAUAGAUGUCUGUAAAGCUCAUUUUCGAGAUGAUUUAUCGAAAGCGGAUUGGCAGCUGGCUGAAUUGCGGACAAACUUGAAAUAUUUAUUUGGAUUUUUUGUGGUGUCUUUUAUUAGUUUAGCUGCUUCGAUUUUUGCUAAAAUGUUCAACUGUCGUAAGACUUUGUUGCAAUAUUUGAAUAUAUCAUUGAGGUUAAUUAUUGCUACAAUAUUUAUUUAUAUGUUGUCUGUUAUAUUCUUUCAAAUUUCACAUGUUCCACAUUUGGAAAAGAUUCAAUGUACUUCAAAAGAAGUUGCAAAGUUGAGAAAAAUGUACGAUCUUUGGCCGCCUUAUCGUCAUUUUUUAUUUUAUUUCAUCUACUGCAGUAUUCUUUGCCUCACUGAAAGGUAA
Molecule: messenger RNA, 3798 nt
Organism: Thelazia callipaeda (thelaziosis nematode)
Lineage: Eukaryota; Metazoa; Nematoda; Chromadorea; Rhabditida; Thelaziidae
Source: the annotation of a GenBank genome assembly